This is a messenger RNA of Pocillopora damicornis (cauliflower coral), 7528 nucleotides long. Its product is annotated as unconventional myosin-VIIa. Lineage: Eukaryota; Metazoa; Cnidaria; Anthozoa; Scleractinia; Pocilloporidae. Gene Ontology annotation, cellular component: myosin complex; cytoskeleton. The record is from RefSeq and is a predicted model, not a curated record. Gene Ontology annotation, molecular function: ATP binding; protein binding; cytoskeletal motor activity.
CCGGCUGGGGCACUGCAGGUCUGAUCCAAACAAUAACUUUGCUUGAAUACAAACACAAUUAUUUUCGCUUAUAGAAUAUUACUGUCAAACCUCUGGAUUAGAAGGAAGAGAUUGAUUAUUGAAAUGAUUCUUUGAUUUUUCAUGUAUGUACAUUCUUAAUGGAAUACAUGGUUGCUUCCCAAGCGACGUGUCUCUAAUGCCGAUUGAUUGCAUCUUGCUAUCUCAUCAAGCCUUGUUGGUUGUAUCUUGAAAGCUUACAAUGGUGAUCGUCUCCAAGGGUGAACAUGUCUGGCUGGACAAUGCUGGUGGAGGAGAGUUUGAUGUGCCCAUUGGAGCACUGGUCAAAUUGGCUGACUCAGGGCAGAUUCAAGUUGUUGAUGAUGAAGGAAAGGAGCAUUGGAUCCAAUCUUCAUUGGCUAACAAACUUAGAAUUAUGCAUCCAACAAGUGUAAAUGGAGUUGAUGACAUGAUACAACUUGGAGAUCUUAAUGAGGCAGGAAUCCUUCACAACCUUUUCAUUAGAUACUACAAUCACCAGAUUUAUACCUUCACUGGAUCCAUUUUAGUUGCUGUUAAUCCAUAUCAGCUUUACUCUAUCUAUGAUGCUGAUCAUGUUAAGAAGUACAAGAAUAGGAAAUUAGGUGAUCUUCCUCCUCACAUCUUUGCUGUGGCAGACAAUGCAUAUUCUCAUAUGAAGAGAGAAGCUCAUGAUCAGUGUGUCAUUAUUAGCGGUGAGAGUGGAGCUGGCAAGACAGAGUCAACUAAACUCAUUCUUCAGUUUCUUGCUGCUGUCAGUGGGCAACACUCAUGGAUUGAACAACAAAUUCUGGAGGCCAAUCCAGUUUUAGAAGCUUUUGGUAAUGCCAAGACAGUACGGAACGAUAAUUCUAGCAGGUUUGGUAAAUAUAUUGAUGUCCAUUUUAACAAGACUGGACAAAUUGAAGGAGCCAAGAUUGACCAAUACCUUUUGGAGAAAUCGAGACUUGUCAGCCAAAUGCCUGAUGAGAGAAAUUAUCACAUUUUCUAUCGCAUGCUUUCUGGAAUGUCACGUGAUGAGAGAGAGUUACUGAACCUGACAGAUGCUUCAGACUACUACUAUUUAACACAAGGCAACUGUAUCUCUUGUGAAGGAAUGGAUGAUUCAGAAGAAUUUGCUAUAAUCAAAGGGGCAAUGAAGGUAUUAAUGUUCAGUCAAGAUGAUAGUUGGAACAUUUUCAAAUUGCUGGCUGCCAUUCUUCACAUUGGAAACCUAGAAUUUGAAGCCACCAUUCGAAGUACCGUGGAUGCAUGUGACAUCACUGAUCAUGAGCUGGGAAAAGUUGUUGCAGGUCUUCUAGAGGUGUCAUAUGAGAAUCUUAUUGAAGCAUUUACCAGCCGAUCAACAUUUGCAAGAGGUGAAAUGAUCUUUUCUCCAGUCAGUGCUGUAAAAGCUGUAGAUAUUAGAGAUGCCUUUGUCAAGGGAAUUUAUGGACGAAUCUUUGUGUGGAUUGUUAACAAAAUAAAUGCAGCCAUUUUCACAGACAAGCUUGACCGAUCAGCAUUCCGAUCAUCUAUUGGAGUUCUUGAUAUAUUUGGAUUUGAAAACUUUAAUUCUAAUAGCUUUGAACAGCUGUGCAUCAAUUACGCCAAUGAAAAUCUUCAACAGUUCUUUGUUCAACACAUUUUUAAACUGGAACAGGAAGAAUACAACAAAGAGGACAUAAAAUGGCAACAUAUUUCGUUUGUCGAUAAUCAGAACGUUCUUGAUUUACUGGCACAAAAACCCAUGAACAUCAUUGCUCUGGUGGAUGAAGAGAGUAGAUUUCCAAAGGGUUCAGAUGCCACGAUGUUGCAGAAAAUAAAUACUCAUCACAAGCGAUCCAAACUGUUUCUUCCCCCGGUCAAUUCAACUUCUUCCUUGUUUGGUAUUCGUCAUUUUGCGGGAACUGUUUACUACAGCUCAAAAGGUUUUCUGGACAAGAAUCGCGACACUUUCAGUGCGGAUCUUGUUGAUUUGGUGGGAGAAAGCAAGUUUCCAUUCUUACUUGAACUCUUUUCUAAAGAGAGAGCCAUGGGUGAAGAUACGAGGAAACGUUCGCCAACUCUUGGAGCUCAGUUCAAGAAGUCUCUUGAUCUACUGAUGAGAACCUUAUCAUCUUGUCAUCCUUUCUUUGUGCGCUGCAUCAAACCAAAUGACCACAAGAAACCAAUGAGAUUUGAUCGGGGUCUUUGUUGCCGGCAGUUACGCUAUUCUGGUAUGAUGGAGACCAUAAGAAUACGGAAAGCUGGUUAUCCCAUUCGGCACACGUUUAAGGAGUUCAUUGACCGUUACCACAUGCUGAGUGAAGGCCUGACGAGGGACGCAUUGGAUUUUCAGGGUCUCAAAAACGCUGCUGUCACAAUCGCCAAGCGGCUUCUUGGAAAUACUGACUGGCAGGUUGGAAAAACUAAGAUUUUUCUAAAGGACAUGCAAGACGUUCAGCUGGAAGAUGAGCGGGAUAAACUUCUUACCAAGCGCGCCAUUUUGAUUCAGAGAGUUGUACGUGGGUUUUUGAUCCGUCAACGGUAUACCAAGAUGAAAACUGGCUCAAUUCUUAUUCAGAAGACAUGGAGAGGCUUCCAAGAAAGACAAAGAUACGCCACGAUCCGAAGUGGUCUGGCUAGACUUCAGGCUACGUACAGAGCUCGUGUUUUAGCCACAAAGUAUAGAACAUUGCGUGAGAGAAUGAAAGUGUUUCAAGCAUUUUGUAGAGGAUUCCUCGCUCGACAAGAGUACAAAAAUCGUCUUAGGAGUAUCGUCAAGAUACAAGCUGGGAUACGAAUGGUGCUGGCUAAAAGGCGAACUCAGGAAUUGAGAGUGGAGAAAAAGAAACGCGAAGAUGCGGAGAGGUUAAGGAAGCAGGAGGAAGAACGCCUAAAGAAAGCCAUGGCGGCUGAUGCGGCAGAGAAAGAAGCACAGAGACUUCAUCAGGAACGGAUGGCCAAGAUUGAGCAAGAGGAGAAAGAAGAACAUGAACGCAAAAAACGGGAAGCUGAGAAAAAGAAGCACGAAAUAGAAGUUGCAGAAGCAAUGGCGAAGAAACGGAGAGAAGAAGAUGUAGAUGACUCGAAAAUGGUUGAUGAAAUGUUCGGCUUCUUGCCAGAAGAGAAGACACCAAUGCCUAACUCAGCUCCCACCGCCUUCAAGGAUUUAGAACCAGCCCAAGAGGUUGAAUUUGCCACCGAAGAAAUGUCUGCUGUGCAAUCAUUACCUGAGCCAGAAGAAGAUGUCUCACAAUUCAAGUUUUCUAAAUUUGCUGCCACCUACUUUCAAGGUGGAGCAACUCCUUUAUAUAUCAGAAGACCACUAAAACAGUCCCUCUUACCGCUUACCAGUGAAGCCGACAGUAUGGCGGCAUUAGCGGUAUGGAUUACGAUUUUAAGAUUCAUGGGUGACUUACCAGAGCCCAAGUACAUCACUUCACAGCCAGACGUUAAGGACAGCUCCGUGAUGAGCAAGAUAUACGAUACACUCGGAAGAAAGUACAAGAACAAAGGAAUCGACGGAGUGCAAGAUUUUGGGGGAUCCAGUAAUUCACUGAGUAGAGAGAAAAGGGAGACACUUAGGAAGAAAAUUGUUUCAUUAACGUUGAAAAGGAAGUCGAAAAUUACAAAGGAUGUUACAGCGAAGUUGAAAGAAGCUGAGGAAAGUGGUACACUAACGGAAGGUUACGGUCCUUUGUCAGCUCAGGAUCGACCAACAUCUAAUUUAGAGAAACUUCACUUUAUCAUCGGGCAUGGCAUAUUACGACCAGACCUCAGAGAUGAAAUUUACUGUCAGAUUUGUAAACAGUUGACUCAAAAUCCUUCCAAAUCCAGUCAUGCGCGCGGAUGGAUUCUUAUGUCACUCUGCUUGGGUUGUUUUGCACCUUCAGAAAAGUUCGUCAAAUAUCUGAAGUGUUUUAUCGGAGAUGGUCCCCCUGGGUACGCGCCAUACUGUGAGGAGAGAUUGAGGAGGACACAGCAGAACGGAUGUAGGCACCAACCCCCCAGCUGGCUGGAGUUACAGGCAACUAAAUCUAAGAAGCCUUUAAUGUUACCGAUAACAUUUAUGGAUGGAACCACAAAAACCUUACUGGCAGAUUCUGCUACAACAGCUAAAGAACUUUGCACACAACUGGCUGACAAGAUAUCACUCACUGAUCAGUUUGGCUUCUCUCUUUAUAUCGCUCUCUUCGACAAGGUGUCCAGUUUGGGAAGUGGAAGCGAUCACGUAAUGGACGCCAUUUCUCAGUGUGAACAGUACGCCAAAGAGAAAGGAGCCAAGGAGAUGAAUGCACCAUGGCGUUUGUUCUUCAGGAAAGAAAUCUUCUCUCCAUGGCACGAUCCCACAGUCGAUCAAAUAGGCACAAACCUUAUUUACCAGCAGGUGGUGAGGGGUGUGAAGUUUGGAGAGUAUCGUUGUGAUAAGGAUGAAGACUUGGCAGACGUGGCUGCUAAACAAUACUAUGUGGAAUAUGGUAAGGAAAUGUUAGCUGACAGACUCAUCAACUUACUACCCUCCUACCUCCCUGAUAGUCAGCUUCAAGGGGGUAAGGUAGUGCUGGAGAAAUGGGCCCAGCUGGUAAUAAACUGCCACAAAAAGGGUUAUUACACAACAGAGAAGAUUAAUCCACAGAAAGUGAAAGAGGAUGUGGUAAACUAUGCUCGAUAUAAAUGGCCACUGCUGUUCUCCAGAUUCUACGAAGCAUACCAGUUCUCAGGCCCUAGUCUGCCAAAGAACGACGUAAUAGUGGCAGUGAAUUGGACCGGCGUUUAUGUCGUUGAUGACCAAGAGCAUGUACUUUUAGAUUUGCAGUUUCCUGAGAUAACUACUGUAACAAGCCCGAGGGCCAUUAAGUCAGAGAGCGCUAGUUUCACUCUAACUACCGUCAAAGGGGACGAGUACACGUUUACUUCAGCAAAUUCUGAUGACAUCCAAGAACUUGUUCACUUUUUCCUCGAGGGAUUACGGAAAAGGUCCAAGUAUGUGGUGGCAAUGGUUGACUAUCAGAGUCCAGCUGAGAGCUCAUCGUUCCUUAGUUUCAAGAAAGGUGAUUUAAUAACUCUUGAGAGUGACACAGGAGAAACAGUCCUGAACUCCGGUUGGUGUUAUGGCAUCUGUGAAAGGACUGGUAGAAAGGGAGACUUUCCUGCUGAAUGUGUGUAUGUGCUGCCUACCAUUACUAAACCAUCAGCAGAUACAAUGAGCUUAUUCAAUGAUCAGUCUUUGGAAAGUUCUGAGAAAAUCAUCGCCACAACUCAGACAGCCAUCUACCAAGAGGAGGUUGAAUCUUUUGAGAAGCCACACACUUUGUAUGAAUAUUCCAUCGAACACUUUCUACCGCCAGCCAAGAGAACUCUGAGUAAAGCUCUUCAAUCGCAGGUCAAAAGGAGAGACAAGAAUAUACCUUGGGCUUUUACCAAGGACCCCAUCAAGCAGCCACUGCUGAAAAGACUAGCAGGCCAGGAAGAACUCGCCCAGAAGGCCACGCAAACUUUCCUGGCCAUCAUGAAGUACAUGGGUGAUUACCCAUCCAAGCGGGUUCGUCAAACAACAGAUCUCACAGACGCCAUUUUUGAACCAGCUCUGCUUCAUGAACCUCUGAGAGACGAAGUUUACUGCCAGUUGAUAAAGCAGAUAACAGAAAACAGACUUCCCUCAAGUGAGGAGAAAGGAUGGGAACUGUUGUGGCUUUGUACGGGAAUCUUUGCCUGCAGUUCCUUGCUGAUGAGGGAAGUGAACCAAGUGUUCCGGUCGUGUUCCAGUAAACAGCCAUUAGCUCAUGACUGCCUUUCCAGACUACAGAAGACUAUCAGAGUCGGGCAGCGCAAAUAUCCUCCACACAUAGUGGAGGUGGAGGCCAUACAGCACAAGACUACUCAGAUAUUCCAUAAAGUGUAUUUUCCCGAUGACAGUGAUCAGGCCUUUGAAGUUGAUUCCAGCACACGCGCCAAAGAAUUUUGUGCUGUUGUUGCACAGCGCCUGGGACUGAAGUCUUCUGAAGGAUUCAGUUUGUUUGUUAAGAUCACUGAUAAAGUGAUCAGUGUUCCUGAGGGAGACUUCUUCUUCGAUUUCGUGAGACAUUUAACAGAGUGGCUCAAGAAAGCCAGACCUACCCGUGAUGGUCAACUGCCGAAUUUAACUUAUCAAGUAUUCUUCAUGAAAAAGUUAUGGUCGACAACUGUGGUUGGAAAGGACGUUGCCGCUGACACGAUCUUUCAUUAUCAUCAGGAGUUACCAAAGUACUUACGAGGCUAUCAUAAAUGUACAAAAGAAGACGGAAGCCAACUUGCAGCGCUUAUCUACAGAGUUCGAUUUGGCGAGGACAAACGAGAAUUCCCCAGCAUACCGAAAAUGUUACGUGAUUUGAUUCCGUCUGACCUGUGCGCUGAACAGUCCCCGGAUGACUGGAAGAGGGCCAUAGUUGCAUCAUUCAAUAAACAUGCUGGCAAGUCAAAGAAUGAUGCUAAAAUAUCGUUCUUGAAGAUCAUUUACAGAUGGCCAACAUUCGGAUCGGCUUUCUUUGAAGUGAAGCAAACUACGGAGCCAAACUUCCCAGAUCAUUUGUUGAUUGCUAUAAACAAGAAUGGUGUGAAUCUCAUUAAUCCACGAACUAAGGAUAUCCUCGCCACCUAUCCGUUCACCAAAAUUUCAAACUGGAGCAGUGGCAACACGUAUUUUCAUAUGACGAUUGGUAGUCUGGUGAAAGGAAGCAGGCUUCUAUGUGAAACAUCAUUGGGUUACAAAAUGGACGAUUUGCUGACUUCAUACAUCUCUCUUAUGCUGACUACAAUGAAUAAACAGAAGAAACCUGCAACACUAAGAGCUGUCAAAAAAUAACACAUCAGUAGUGAUUUAAUAAUUUUUUUAUCCGGUGAACAUGUUGAAAAAAGUACAGUCACAGAUUUUAGGUGAGCAUGCUUGGCUCAGGCUAUAUAAGUAUGGAUAAUUAUUUACCUCUUGUAUAAAGCCAUAACAAUAUCUUGUCGUUGGCUUAUUCAUAAGAGAAUCACGGUGUAAAUGUUUGUCUGUUUACAAGCAGUAUUGAGCAGAAUUCGACUGAUAAUAUAAUUUGAACUGGCUAGGGAAAAAGCUUGGACCACUCUGACAUUAGAAUCUUUAAGUGCUACCGCGAUUUCAUACCAAUUCCUGAAUGGGAAUGAAAUGAAAAAGUAAAGAAGGAAUGGGCCACUACUUUGUGGCUGACACUGCCGAGCAUUUAGUGGUGGGUUUUUCUGAAAUUAUGGCAGUAUAUUUAUGAGAAUUUAGUAUUUAAAGAAAAAAAAAUCAUUAGUUUAUUGCAAGCUUUGUGAAAUUUAGAAGAUCGCUUUAAAUAGGGCAUUAACUACUUGCUAUGUGUCUUUUAAAGCCUAUGUCUCGUUCGUCUAGUAUCUCGCCAGCAAGGACGUUUUUAAAGUGGUGAUUAUUAUGAUUAUUACAGUAGAACCUAUUGUAGCAGUUACUAGUUAGACUUGAAACUUGCUGUUCCCUAAAAGAUCAUUAAAUAAAACUAACUGUUUUUGUUCA